CUCAAGCUAGGAUUUUCAACCGUAGACAAAACUGGCCAAUCAAAAUCCCCUGCCGCGAUCGAAGCCCUCUUGGACCAAAUGAACUCAGCCAGAGUCGUUCUGAGUCAACAUCGUCAAAAGCUGCUCUCGAACUUACACGAAAAGGCUCUGCUAAAAACUCGCGACCAACAGCUUGAAAAGCGGUACAAAAUCAAGAUCCGUCGGGAAAACCUCAACUAUCUGCAGGUGGAGGUUAGUCUAAAGGGGGAGAAAAUAGACGAAAUAAUCAAACAGGUGGCUGUGGCUAAGUCCCAGUACGAGAGUGACUUAUCGAAGGUGGUGCAUGUUCGGGAAAAGUGGUGUGCGAUUCAAAAUGAGCUCCACACAAAGUCGGAAGUUUUGAACGAGGUUCGUGGAGCGAACGAGGAGCAUCUGGAGUAUUUGUGUGAGUUGUGGCAGAGGAAGAAGCAGCUCAGGAAGGAGAAUUCCGAACUGGAGAAGGAAUGUAGACUCAUCGAUAAUAAGCCGCUGCUGAGGAAGUACGAUCGGGUGGUGGAGGAGAUCGAACAAAUCAACAACUGCAAGAAAAAAUUUGAAGAAUUGUAAAGAAAUGCCAAC
Molecule: messenger RNA, 597 nt
Organism: Ochlerotatus camptorhynchus
Lineage: Eukaryota; Metazoa; Arthropoda; Insecta; Diptera; Culicidae
Product: rho-associated protein kinase 2-like
Exons: 2
Coding region: 79-585 (168 amino acids)
Source: RefSeq, a predicted model, not a curated record